AGUUCGGUCUCAACCACGGUCCGCAAAAGUUCAAAUAGUUUUAUUGUCGCGUUCCAAUUCCGAUAAAUUAACGAAUUUAUCGCUGACCCUAAUCACUCGAAAAAUGGCGAAAGAGGAAUCCAAAUACGGUUUCAAGGACAAGGCCAGGGCGAAAGAAUCGUUGGAACUGCUGAAGAGUGAAGAUCACAAAUAUCAGCUGUUGACCGUUCGAGGGCUGCUCGGAAGGGCUAAACGGGUUUUGACAUUGACAAAAGCGGCAGACAAGGUCAAAAACAUUAAGGAAGCCAUCGAAGUCUUCGAGGAGUGGCUGGAGGGAAAUUCGAAAAGCAGCACUAAGAAUGAAAAACCGAAGAACACUGAAGAUAAGGUCGAUACCGUGCCAGGGCUCGGCUUUAAAGAUAAGGAAGCGGCGGAGAAAACUCUCAAAAUCCUCGAAGGUCGCGAUCCGGACUACCAAAAACUGGCCAUCAAGGGUCUACUGGGAAGCGCCAAGCGCGUUCUACCGUCUACGAAAAACGAAGACAAAAUUAAAUCCAUCAAAGAGGCUGUCGCAAUCUUCGACGACUUUCUCGAGACCUUUGAUCGCGAAGAACGAUCAAAGCAGAACAUGGCUUAUCUGUCCAUCGAACUAAUCAAACCGUGUUUAAAUAAGAACACAGACAAGCUAGCAGUCGAGUUUAUCGAGUGCUACGAUACAGUAGCCAAAGGUAACUAUAAACAUCUGCGAACCAAAACUCCGGAAGGCGAUGAUACCGUCAGCUGGGAUAUAAUUCGGAACAGGAAACUGUCGAAGUUGAAGGAGAAAAUCAAACAAACGGGCGAAAAGUUGUUCGAUUCCGAUGGCAAGCCAACGGAAACUCAUCUUAAGAUGAUCAGCUGGGCCUACAGUCCAAAUGUUGACAAGUUAAAGAUUUAUUGCGCGAGUUUGAAUAAAUCCGCCGACAAGAAGCGAUCACAUUCCUCGUCCGAUAGUGAUAGUGAUGAUGAACCGGCGGAUAAAAAGAAAUUGAAAAAGUGAAUGGUUCGGAUGAUUGCAUAUUUUGGUGAAGGAUUAAAAAGUUUAAAAAUAAAA
This is a messenger RNA of Topomyia yanbarensis, 1072 nucleotides long. RefSeq lists its product as uncharacterized. The coding region runs from base 104 to 1018 and encodes 304 amino acids. Lineage: Eukaryota; Metazoa; Arthropoda; Insecta; Diptera; Culicidae. The record is from RefSeq and is a predicted model, not a curated record. The transcript is spliced from 3 exons.